AUGCCUGUUUCUCAUUCGGAUUCUCCAGCUGGUUUCGUCAGCUCUGCCUUUGGCGGGCCUGCGAGCCAUGAUAAUUCGCGCCCUCUGUAUAUUGACGCGGAUCGGCCUGAUCGUGCAAUUCAAGCCGGCGGAUUAAGACGUUUUGUGCGGUCCCUGGUGGCUGGGUUCACGGCAUACGGCAUCCGACCGGGCGACGGUGUGCAGCUCAUGAAUCUGAACGUUAUACAUCCGGCGAUCUUCUUCGGCAUCAUUGGUGCCGGAGGCGUGUACAUGUGCUGCAAGGCUUCCACCUCCAGCUAUGAGAUGGGACAUCUUAUCCAGCUUGUGUUCCCGCGCCUGAUCCAGACUCAUUUCGAUGCGUUGCCUGUCGUCCUGCCCGUAUCUGCUGACCACAGACCUGCUCCCCUUGACCAUCUUCUGGCGUUUGGUAAAGACGAUUGGGCCUGGUUGAAUGGUCUCGAUGCCCAACGGCCGCCGGCUACCAUGUUCAUGGCCAGCGGCACAAGCGGACUGCCCGAAGUAGCCGUGCGACGGAAUUACGCGCUCAUAUCUCAGUAUCGCGGGGUGUACUACGAACCGCCCUUCCACGUCACUCGGCUGGCCGUUCUGCCGCUGCACCAUCUUCUGGCUGAUUUUUGGACGAGUAUUUUCCCCAUCCGCUACAGCCAUCCCGUCUGUAUCAUGAGGCGCUUUGACGCGGCAGGAUUACAAAAUGCAAGGCGAUUCAGUAUUACUGAGACCUACUUGGUGCCAACAAUGGUUCAGGUUCUCACCCAAUGCUCCCUCUCUGUGGGUGCGCAGCUGGCCACCCUCCGCUACGUAGGUGUAGCCGGUGGCCCCCAGACGAGGACAUCCUGCAACAAUUUCAAACUUUCCCCCUCCAAAAGCCUACGUCACACAGUGAUACGGCAUGACUGA
This is a messenger RNA of Aspergillus lentulus, 918 nucleotides long. Lineage: Eukaryota; Fungi; Ascomycota; Eurotiomycetes; Eurotiales; Aspergillaceae. The record is from RefSeq and is a predicted model, not a curated record.